Molecule: messenger RNA, 1094 nt
Organism: Fusarium oxysporum Fo47
Lineage: Eukaryota; Fungi; Ascomycota; Sordariomycetes; Hypocreales; Nectriaceae
Product: mitochondrial genome maintenance MGM101-domain-containing protein
Exons: 2
Coding region: 34-942 (302 amino acids)
Biological process (GO): recombinational repair; interstrand cross-link repair
Cellular component (GO): mitochondrial chromosome; mitochondrial nucleoid
Molecular function (GO): single-stranded DNA binding
Source: RefSeq, a predicted model, not a curated record
CUCACCAUAUCCAACUCCCCAUAGCAACCCACAAUGUUCGUCCCUCGUCGCGCCCUCUUCGCCGCCCGAAGACUCCCCACCUCCUUUCGUCCAAUUGCACGAUACGCUACCGAAGCAUCAGACGUGACGCUGCAAAAGCCUGAUGAAGAUGUUACACAAGUGAAGCAAGAAGACGUUGUCACAAAGCCGAAAUACACUCCCAGAGCUAAACCUGCACCUACAACUGCGCCUGCGAAGUCAACACCUGCAAAAUCUACACCUGCGCCUGCAAAGUCUACAUAUGCGCCCAAGACAUUUUCCGCAAAGCCCGCGGCGAGCAGCAAGAGUCCUAAGCUGGAGAGUCCACACAAGCCUGUUGCAGUGUCGAAGAGCAUUCUGAGCGAGACUAGCGAGACGGACACGGAGAACACAGAGCACAUCAAUUGGGAGACGAGCUGGUAUGGCCUUGGUGUGAAGGCUGUUACUCCUGAGCAGAAUGAGAUUCUCGCAAGACCAGUUGAUGCUGCAGAUGUGGAGGUCAAGCCCGAUGGUAUCAUCUACUUGCCAGAGGUCAAGUACCGACGACGGCUGAAUGAGGCGUUUGGACCGAUGGCUUGGGGAAUGGUCCAUCGUGGGGAUGUUGUUGUCGGUAACCAGAUCGUGACGCGUGAAUACGCUCUCAUCGUGAACGGCCGAAUGGUCUCCCAAUCGCAGGGCUAUAACAACUACUUCAGCCCCGAAUCUAUCCCUGCCGCCAUUGAGGGUGCCAAAUCCAACGCCCUGAUGCGUUGCUGCAAGGAUCUCGGUAUCGCCUCUGAACUCUGGGAUCCUGUGUACAUCCGCUGGUUCAGAAAGCAUUUUAUAGAGGAAAAAUGGGUCGAGCACGCGAUCACUAAGAAGAAGAGGACUUUCUUUUUCAAGAAGGGUGUCGCCGAGGCAACAUACCCUUACAAGUUUUGUUAGACACUGUCAUGCCUUCCUUGCACUACAUUUGUAUAGAAUCUCGGGGUGAAUAUUUCAAUGUAUGAUAUGGAUGGAUUAGACGUAUGGCUUUGGCGCAUGGAGCGAUACUGUAGUACUUCAGAGGAAAAUGAAUGGAUCACGAAUCAUCAGAC